Messenger RNA from Pleuronectes platessa (European plaice), 5371 nucleotides. Its product is annotated as ubiquitin carboxyl-terminal hydrolase 15. The record is from RefSeq and is a predicted model, not a curated record. Gene Ontology annotation, molecular function: cysteine-type deubiquitinase activity. Lineage: Eukaryota; Metazoa; Chordata; Actinopteri; Pleuronectiformes; Pleuronectidae. Gene Ontology annotation, biological process: protein deubiquitination. The transcript has 22 exons. Bases 39 to 3182 code for a protein of 1047 amino acids.
CUCUUACCCAGCAUGCAGCGGGCGAUGUCCGAGGAAAGAUGGCGGAAGGAGGAGCGGCGGAUCUGGAUACCCAGAGAGGAGAGGUCGCGGCGCUGCUGAAAACACAGCUGAGGAAGGGGGACACUUGGUACCUGGUGGACAGUCACUGGUUUAAACAGUGGAAGAGAUAUGUGGGGUUCGACAGCUGGGACAAAUACCAGAUGGGCGACCAGAAUGUCUACCCUGGCCCGGUUGAUAACGCUGGUCUUCUCAGAGAUGGGGACGUGCUCGCCAUCAGGGAACACCUCAUCGACGAGCUGGACUACAUCCUGGUCCCCACAGAGGGCUGGAACAAGCUCAUCAGUUGGUACGCGCUGACAGACGGGCAGGAGCCAAUCGCACGCAAGGUGGUCGAGCAGGGUAUGUUUGUGAAGCACUGCAAGGUGGAGGUGUACCUGACGGAGCUGAAGCUCUGUGAAGACAGCAACAUGGACAAUGUGAUCACCAGACGCUUCAGUAAAGCUGACACAAUAGAUGUGAUCGAGAAGGAGAUGAGGAAGCUGUUCAGCAUUCCUGAUGAGCAGGAGACCAGGCUGUGGAACAGGUACAUGAGCAACACGUUCGAGCCUCUCAAUAAACCUGACAGCACCAUCCAGGAUGCUGGCCUCUACCAAGGACAGGUUCUUGUAAUAGAGCAGAAGAGCGAGGAUGGCUCUUGGCCCCGAGGCUCCACGGCCCCCAAGUCAUCUGGUGCUUCCAAUCUCUCUGCUUUGCCAAAGAUCUCGCCUUCAUCUCUCACAAACAAUCAUAACAGCACCUUCAACAGCAGGAAUGUGAAGAACUCGAGCUAUAGUCUGCCUUCCUACCACCCCUACAGUAACAGCUAUGACUACUCAGACCAGAGCAGGCAGAGUGAUCGCUCGGGCCUCUGUGGACUCUCCAACCUGGGAAACACCUGUUUCAUGAACUCUGCUGUGCAGUGUUUAAGCAAUAUCCCUCCGCUGACGGAGUUCUUCCUCAAAGACAAGUACACAGAAGAGCUAAACGAGGACAACCCGCUGGGAAUGAAAGGAGAGAUCGCCAGGGCCUACUCUGAGCUUAUCAAGCAGCUGUGGUCGGGCAAAUACAGCUAUGUCACCCCGAGGCCUUUCAAGACCCAGGUGGGCCGCUUCGCCCCCCAGUUCUCAGGCUACCAGCAGCAGGACUCCCACGAGCUGUUGGCCUUUCUCUUGGACGGCCUUCACGAGGACUUGAACCGCAUCAGGAAGAAGCCCUACAUCCAGCUCAAGGACGCCAACGGCAGACCCGAUAAGGUCGUGGCGGAGGAAGCAUGGGAGAACCACAUCAAGCGAAACAACUCCAUCAUCGUGGAUAUCUUUCACGGCCUUUUCAAGUCAACUCUGGUGUGUCCUGUCUGCUCCAAAGUGUCUGUGACCUUCGAUCCUUUCUGCUACUUGACCCUGCCCCUUCCCAUGAAGAAGGAGCGGACGCUGGAGGUCUAUCUAGUCAGGCUGGACGCUCUGGCCAAACCCACACAAUACAAGCUGACUGUGCCGAAGGUGGGCUACAUCUCUGAUCUGUGUACCUCCCUCUCCAGCCUGUCUGGGGUUCCUGCUGAGAAGAUGAUUGUAACUGACAUCUACAACCACCGUUUCCACCGUAUCUUUGCAACCAACGAGAACCUCAGCAGCAUCAUGGAGAGAGACGAUAUCUACGUGUUUGAGGUUGCGGUGAACCGGGUGGAGGACACAGAUCACGUAGUGAUCCCGGUGCACCUGAGGGAGAAGUACAAACAGUCGGGCUACAACCACACCAGCACGCCGCUGUUCGGACAGCCCUUCCUCAUCGCUGUACCCAGAACCCUCAGUGAAGACAAACUCUACAACAUGCUGCUCCUGCGCCUCUGCCGGUUUGUGCGACCUGCUGUAGAGGAGGAUGAGGAGGAUUGUGAAGAGACACAGCCGCCCAAACAACACACUGUCAAUGGUAACGCCACUAAUGGACUCCUGGAGGAAGGGUCACCAAGCGAGAUGGAGACUGACGAGCAAGACGAGGAGUCCAGCCAGGAUCAGGAGCUGCCUUCCGAGAACGACAACAGCCAAUCGGAGGACUCCGUGGGAGGGGACAACGAACUGGAGAACGGCGUGGUCGCCCCGCAGAACUCCACCAAAGGCCAGCUGACGGCCGAGCACAACAGAAAGAGACUUUUUACAUUCCAGUUCAAUAACAUGGGCAAAACGGACUUUUCACUCGUCAAGGAGGACACCAGGCAGAUCCGCUUCGACGAGGGACACCUCAGACUCAGCGACCGCUCUUAUCUCUCUUUGGACUGGGAACCGGAGAUGAAGAAAAAGUACUUUGACGAGACCGUUGUCGAGGACUUUGACAAGCACAAGAGCAUGGAGUACAAGCCCCAGAAGAAGGCGUUCUUCAAGCUGAAGGACUGCAUUGAGUUGUUCACCACAAAAGAAAAACUGGGAGCAGAGGACCCGUGGUACUGUCCAAACUGUAAGCAGCACCAACAGGCCACUAAGAAGCUGGACCUGUGGUCUCUGCCGCCAGUGCUGGUGGUCCAUCUGAAACGCUUCUCCUACAGCCGCUACAUGAGGGACAAACUGGACUCCCUUGUCGAGUUUCCCCUGAGAGAUCUGGACAUGUCUGAGUUCCUGAUCAACCCCAACUCUGGGCCGUGUCACUACGACCUCAUUGCUGUAUCCAACCACUAUGGCGGAAUGGGAGGAGGCCACUACACCGCUUACGGGAAGAACAAAGACGACGGAAAGUGGUACAACUUUGAUGACAGCAGCGCGUCUCCUGCCAACGAUGAUCAAAUAGUGUCCAAAGCAGGCUACGUGCUGUUCUACCAGCGGCAGGACACGGUGAAAGGCACCGGCUACUUCCCUCUGGACCGCGAGGAGGAGGACGAAGAGGAGGGAGAGGAGGAGAACGAGAACGAGAAUGAAAAUGAGGACGAGGAGAGAAGGGAAAAGAAGACAGCCUCCUCCACUCAGGCCUCCUCCACUCAGGCCUCCUCGUCCGCCACUGCCGCCAGUGCUCAGAAUGACGAGGAGGACCUGAACGAGAACCGGCGCAGGAAGAAUGACAACGAGCAGCAGGAGGACGACGAGGAUGAGGAGGAAGACGAGGAGGAAGACGAGGAGGAACAGACGCCCACUCGAGAUGUCGCCAUGAAAGCCAACUGAAGUGGAUGCAGAAGAUGCGGAUAAAUGGAGAGAGAAACUGGGAUCUUUCCAUCCAAAGCCAUAUGGACAGCACAGCAUGGCAGCGGGCGCCACCAGUCCCACCCAGCGGCUCGGACUCGGCCGCUCCACAGGCGGAGCCACUGGGGCGAAGACGCCUUUUUAGGUCAGGGAGCUGCCGCGGUACACAAAUCUACUAACUACGAAAUCAGGGCCCUCCUCUGUGGUUUUAUCACGGUGUUUGUGUGUGUGUGUGUGUGUGUGUUUGCGUGUGUGUGUGUUUGUCGCCACGUCCAUUCGUUUAGGUUUUGCUUACUAAACGACACCAGGGAUUGAUUUUUUAAUUAUUAUUAUUUAAUUUUUUUCGAGGCUUCACAGUACGUUAGUGUAGCACUUUGAAUCUUCCUCUGCUUCUUGUUUUCUGUUCUAAUUUUAUAUAUUUUUGAGAGAAAUGCAAUGUUGGCAUAUCAUUUUUAGUAUCAUUCAGAUAUUUUGUAAAUAUUUUAAACACUGAAACGUUUUUGAACUUGCACAAUCACCAACCAUCCACUUUUUUUUUUUUUAUGUAUUAUUGCCACGCACACUGCAGAUGAUUAACAGUGAAGUCGUCUCUUCAAGGUCUCCUCACAUAAAAUGCUUAGGAAGCUCCUUUAGUGAUUCAGUGGUGAGAUGCGUCUGCGGUGGAGACUUAAAGGUCCAGUGUGUAAGAUUUAGGUGAAAGGGAUCUAUUGGUAGAAAUUUAAUAUAUAUAAUCCUAGUGAUAUUUUCACUAGUGUACUUCAUCUAAAUUGUACAAAUUGUUGUUUUCCUACCCUAGAAUGAGCCCUUUAUGUUUAAAUACUUUAUAUUUACACCGUGAGCAAGUCCACUCUACAGAGGCUGCCAUGCUGUUUACAGUAGCUCAGACUGGACAAACUAAACACUUGAGUUUUUAUGAUGACUGAAGGCUUCGACAGGUUCUCUUUCAUGUUUGGAACUGGAGGGUGAGGUGAGUAGUACUCAGCUGCAACAUGCAACUUCACCACUAGAUGUCAAUAAACUAUACACUGAACCUUUAACAUAGAGAAGUGAGGUGUGGUUUUAAAGGGUCACACAGCCAAACUGUCCGAGCUUUGUGCUGCUGCUGCUGCUUCUAUGAUCUCGCUUUUUUAGUAUUUAGUAAACUGGCACCAAACUUAGUGAUUUAAGGUCCUGCUUCUGCUGUCUCUCAAUCUUGGCUCCUCUGAUAAUGUAUUUCUGAAAUCAUAGAAAUACAGAAGGAUUAGUAUAUUGUCCAGCUAGCUUUGCAGAAUAACCAAACAGAUUCUAUUUGUGCAAAUGUUUUAGAAUUGCCUGGUGUUCAAAUUUCUGUCUUAAUGACCUCGGCAAAUGCAACAGAGACCCUGUUCAGGUAUUGACAUCUGUCCUGAGUCAGCGCUAAGUUCUGGGCUAAAAGCACCCAAAAGCUGAUCGAUCAGACCACACUUGGGAGGUGGUCACAUUAUUUUUGCUGUGUGAAUGUAAUAAGUCCUGGGCCUCCUACUCAGCUGACGUCCUCUAACACACUUCAGUGCCACGAUUUCACAAUGAAUCAUAAGUAUUGUAACCAUAAAUUGACUAGUUUGUCGUCACAGACACACGGCAGAAUAUCAACUCAACACAGACCAACACAAGGAUUUCUAUUUCCUUUUUUUUUUUUAAUUGAAUGAAAUCUAUCUUGUGCAGAGCUCAUUGAUUCAUUCAGGCUCUCCUGACUUCACUUGCAUCUAUCAACUGAAACAACUCAAAUCUGGUCUCCACAAAUUUAAUUUGCAUACAGAGCGCAUACAUGGAAUCCAACCACAGGAAAUCCAUUCAGGAUAAGUGUUAUGCCAUAGAAAACUAAGAGCUGACUACUUGUGAUCAAAUCUGUCAGGACAGUUGUUAAUACCAGGUCUGAACGGGCCUAAUACUUGUUGUCUGGUUAGCUGGCAGACACAAAUCGUGCUGUCACCUCUGCCCCUGUAACUGUAGGUGGUGUUUAAUGCUUUACCGGGGCACUGCACUCUUUUAACUUCUUCAUAUUGGAGGCGCUGUGAGAUUGGGAACAUGGGUGAUAUCGCCGACAUCAGAUGCAUCAUCUCUUGUUUGGAUCACCUCGGCCUUAACUCUUGAUCUCAGACCAGUCGCCUUUUCUUUGCACUUCACUGUCACACCGUCUCCAUUACACCACA